AUGUCGAGCCAUACAGAUAGCCAGUCGGAUGAUACACGGCCACACCGACGGAAAUCAUGCGACUUGUGCUUUAGGAAGAAGAUCAAAUGUGACAUGCUGUUGCCCGUCUGCUCAAACUGCAUACUCUACAAAUCAGACUGCCGGACUAGUCUUAUCCGGCACAGGGCUGGUCGUCAGACGAAGCAGACGAGGGCUAGUGACAAGGCUGCCUCGACAGAUCCCAAGCCAACUGAACCAACUGAUGAUUUGGCCCAUCGCCUCGUAAGAAUCGAAGACAAGCUACAGGAAGUCCUGGAGAAGACAGAGCAAAGAUAUAGCACCCCAUAUGAGCUGUCCGGUGAGUCGCUGGGCCUCCCCGCCCUCGAAACACUCAAGCCUUGGGUGGACAAGUAUUUUAGCACAUUCAACGGUGCCAUGCCUCUAUUUCAGGAAAAGGUGUUUGAUAGAGUACUGUUUGCGUCCUACAACCACUCAACAACUGCAUGGUCAGCUAUCCUUGCGAUAUCAGCAAUAGGCAUUCGCAUGACGAUACCGGGAAAAGGGCUUGCUGCGGCUAGUGACUUGCCCCAGUCAGCCAAUGCAGACCAGUACGCGUGCAAGGCUCUUUCAGUCGCAUUUGAUCUGGCAAGUACCAGCGGAAACAUUCUCGCUGUACAAGUCUUGGUGGCCCUGGCCAUGUUCUUCACCUGCAUGGGCAAUAUGGAAAAGGCCAGUGCUCUCAUUGCCAUGGCGGUAAACCUGGCCCAUCGCUUGCAGUUGUAUUCCAAGCACUCGGCACAAUACAUGCAGAAAGAAGUGGCGGAGCAAAGGCACAGAGUCUUUUGGGUGUUGUUUUCCCUGGAAAAGACCAUCUCAUAUCAGACUACCCGCCCUUCCAUGCUCGCUGGAGCCGAGAUCGAUAUCCCGCCACCAUCUAACCAUCCCCUUGACGGCAAUGGCAUUGUAUGGUCUCGUGAUAGAAGAAGUAGUCUUAACUACUUCCGGAAAACCCUUGAUCUCUCUUUGGUACUAAGCGAACUGUCCCAUAUUCAUAGCAUUGCCAGCGGCUCGGAAGGUUGGGCGACUCGGCUUUCCAGAACACGGACUACUCUGGAGAACUGGUACAAGAGCAUCCCGCUGGAAUUUCAGCUAGACAAUGUCCUCUCGAACGCAAGAGAGGAAGAUAGAAUGCAACUCACGAAAUUCUACCACGCUUAUAUUUUCGCACUCUUGUCAAUGCACUGCUUCUUCAGCCCAAAGGCGAAGUGGAUGCUGCGACUGAGUCAGCAUGGCAGAGAGGCCGCUCAGAGUUAUGCGACCGAAACGAUUGGAUUUAGGGCAGUCAGGUGUCUCAGCCAAUGCGAGCCCCCCUCUGCUGAAAACUGGAGCCUGUUGCUAGAUGCAAGUCGUGGUUUCAUCAAACUAUUCGGCGAAGGCCUGAAUGCUAUUGAACCGUCCACAUGGUGCUGCACCAACACGUACAAUUCGGCAGUGGUAAUAGUCAUGGCGGAUACGCUGCUCUCGCCUUUCGAUCCAAUGGCAAAUGCGAGCAUCGUAGAAAAGGCGACAGAGUUAUCUCAGAUUCCACCUGGCAACAGCACUUACUCUCCAGCACUGCAGAUACUUCUCGGGGAGAUGUGUGGCGAUUUGCAGGCCAGCGAAAGAGUACUUCAAUCAGAUAUAUCGAGUGACUCGCAGCAGGGGAUGGUCUCAGAUCUCGACCUCUUCGAUCAACUAGAGGCUUCCGCGAUGUUGGAUAUGUCAAAUCCGUUACCUGACAAUCCAUUUUGGGAAGAAGGCAUGUUGAGCGACGACCUCCCGUUUACUCAAUUCUAA
Clonostachys byssicola is the source of this 1815-nucleotide messenger RNA. Lineage: Eukaryota; Fungi; Ascomycota; Sordariomycetes; Hypocreales; Bionectriaceae. The record is from the annotation of a GenBank genome assembly.